GACGCAGAGGAAGACUCCCGCGUUUACGGCCUCCUUGUUGUAAUCUUAGUAGAGAAGGAAUCGAAGCCAAGGAGAAAAUGCAUCGACGACGACCCGGAUCAAAUGAUUGGUUUAUGGCCUUUUCCACAUUUAUAUCUCUUCGCUACUUGUAACUAACUAGUACGAAGACGAUGCUGCAUUAUCUUCAGCCCGCGAAGCUCCAAACCAAGAAGCUUGUUUUUGAGGAUGUUUUUUCUGCACGUGAUUGUUCCACACUUGAACAUCUGAAAGAGUUGAGCUCCAGGCGUAGAUUAAUUGAGGAAUCCAUUAAUCAGAGCAGCUCUAUUACUGAGGCUAUUGCAAGAGAAAUGUCUGGAGGCUUGACUUCUCAAUGUCUAAGGGACCUUAAGAAACUGGACCAAUACCUGCCAUGGUUGGAAACGUUGAUUUUUCAUGUCGAUUUGGUCUGCAGCAACCACCAUGUUGUUCAUUGGAUUUCAGAACUGAAGAUCCGUUGGAGCAGCGCUCUUAGCUCAUCAUCUUUUUUUAACCUUAGGGGUCCAAAGCUUUUUCAAAUUGAUAAUUUACAUUAUGAGCUUGGUAUGACCCUUUACCUUUAUGCUGCAUUGCUUCGGGAGAGGGCUGUAGAAAUUCUUCCAACAGAUUUGGUGCAAUCUGCCACUCUUUUCAGAGAAGCAGCUGGUAUUUUUCAGCAUCUUGCUCAUGAGGUUUUCCCCUCUUUACAAUCUGCACAGUCAGUAGGAAGGCCACCAGAAGCCACUCCAUCCAUGUCUACUGUUAUGAGCCUAAUUUGCUUGGCUGAGGCCCAGGCUGCAACCAUAAGGAGGGCUGAAGAGAAAGGAUCUACGGUUAGUCUUUUGACAAAGCUGCACUAUGGUAUUACAGAGUUACUUGGUGAAGCCACUGCUAUUCUAUAUUCAAAUGCCGGAGAGUGCAAAGAUAUUUCAUCGCGCUUCUUGGAAUUUCUAUCAACUUGCAAAGCUCUACACGAGUUAAGAAGUUUGAAAUACCUCGCAGAAGAGCUAAAGAUAGCUGACCAAGUUGGGGUUGCUGUUGGAGUUCUUCGCGAUGCAUUAAACAAUGUGAAAAAGAAAGUUCCAGGAGAAGAAUCAUGGAGAUCCAUAUUUAGAAAAGAAAUUGAUGAUGCUGCUGAUAUGCUACGCAAACUCGAACGUGAGAAUGAUAUUGUCUGGCAGGAGAAGAUCCCCUGCGGCGAUGAGUUGCCACUGCCACAGGGUAAGAAGAUUGUCGAUGCUAAACCUUAUAAUCCCCAAAGAUUGGAGAAAGAACUUAUUUUCAAGAUAUAGAUGUACAUACCUUUUGUACAGUAAACCUUAUAUUGGUUUCAAGGGAGGAACAGUCACUAGCUUCUUGAGCUUCCUCUCCUUCCUAAGGUGCCAGAAGGGGAGAUGCAUUAUUUUUUAAACCAUUACCAGCAAAUUCUUUUUCUUGUUUAUUUUUGUAAUUAAACAGUCCAUCUAAACAAGAGAUUACGGUUUGUUAAAUACCGAAAGGGCCAAGGUUUUGCUGAGUUUUUGAACUGUAUUUUUGAAGGCUUUUGUAAUAUUUGGUAGAUUAUACUACUAUUGUGAGUAGAGACAUAAAAACAGAAUAGCCAUGACAGUAAAAUUUCUGUCAUAAAUAUUCAUUUAAAAUCUGCCAUA
Molecule: messenger RNA, 1664 nt
Organism: Theobroma umbraticum
Lineage: Eukaryota; Viridiplantae; Streptophyta; Magnoliopsida; Malvales; Malvaceae
Product: Endosomal targeting BRO1-like domain-containing protein
Source: RefSeq, a predicted model, not a curated record